This is a messenger RNA of Gasterosteus aculeatus aculeatus (three-spined stickleback), 1904 nucleotides long. RefSeq names its product granzyme B. NCBI's taxonomy places the organism in Eukaryota, Metazoa, Chordata, Actinopteri, Perciformes, Gasterosteidae. Gene Ontology annotation, biological process: proteolysis. Gene Ontology annotation, molecular function: serine-type endopeptidase activity. The record is from RefSeq and is a predicted model, not a curated record.
GCAGCGGUAUCAUAGAGUGGUCUCAUGCUGCAGGGGGAAAGGUGUGAACUCUUUUGUGCAACAAUGACACCUGCCCCCCACGUUUCAGUUUCCUUCGAACUUUCCCUCGUGGGAGUUAGAGGGUUGACUAUAAAUGGUGGAACGGCGUGAAGUGCCAGACACACUGUGCAUCUUCUGACUCCAGACAACGACCAUGUUCCACAUGCACUGGCUGAUCGUGUUCCAGCUGCUCCCCUUCACUGGGGCAACUGAGAGCGGCAUAGUGGGGGGGAAGGUCGCAAAGCCUCAUUCUAGGCCCUACAUGGCAUCACUCCAACUUCAGGGCAAACAUUCAUGUGGCGGAUUGCUCAUUCGGGAGGACUUUGUUCUGACAGCAGCACACUGCAAACAAAAUCAGCCAAUGACGGUGGUACUUGGGGCACAUAACAUCAGGAAGAAAGAGAAAAGUCAGCAACGGAUCCGAGUAGCCAAGUACCAUCAGCAUCCAGAUUACACCGGAGAAUACGACUACGACAUAAUGUUGCUUCAGUUAGAGAACAAUGCCACGCUGACGAGGUCAGUGAAGGCCAUCAGGCUGCCUAGGAAAAGUGGGAAAGUCCCCGCAAACAUCAAAUGUGCCGUUGCCGGCUGGGGCCAAACCGCCAAAACGGCGUCCUCAGAUGUGCUAAAAGACACCACGGAAGUGAUACAGUUCGGCUUUGAGUGCAAAGAUAUAUGGAAACAAUACUUCAAUUCUGAGCACAUGAUCUGUACCAAAUUUGACAAAAAGAAGGGAGGGAUUUGCCAGGGCGAUUCUGGGGGACCACUGAUCUGCAACAAAGUGCUACAGGGUUUGACAGCUUUUACCGUGAAAGGUGAUUGCAACAAUCCCAAAUAUCCACACGUCUUCAUCAAAGUCAGUUCCUUUCUUCCCUGGAUUAAGAAAGUUAUGAAUUGAUGAAUGUCGCUGAGUCACUGUUGAAUGUUGUCCUUUCCUCACUUGCUUAUUCUGUAAACAUUGUGUUGGUUUUGAAAAAAAAAAAAAAGGAAAAUCGUGAAGCUGGUAAAACGGAAUGUUUGGCAUGUGAAGAGAAAAUCAACCGACAGUAUGAAAAAAAAUAUAUAUAAUGAAAAACUUUUUUUUUUUACACUGAGAACAUGUGCCCAUUACCUUUUAAAUCAUUUGACUAUACAGCAAGUUUCUUCAUUUGUGUGCUUAGCUGCCUUUUGCAAUGUUGCUUCGGCACAUUCUAAACUAUUUACAUAAGUAUUUUUAUCAUUCUAUUAAUUAUUCAUAAUAUUAAUAAAUCAUUAUCAAGGAUAUAACAGAGGAUAGAAGAGACGUGAUGGUUUGCUGUUGUUGGUGUUGUUCAGAGGCAUUACUGCCGAAACGCACCACAGACCACAGCUGUUCUCAGUCAUAGUGCAAACUUUUGAAGUUGAACCGCUUCCUGUCUGCAAAACCGAUCAUCUGCAGAGAAAGUGAAAGAAAUGUGUGGUUUAAAAAAAAAGCAGAGUUACUACUGAAUUCAUAUCGGCAAGGACUGGAGAUGAGAAACUCACCGGACUCGGGUCUCUUGUGAAAUAUCUCUUCUCUAUUACCUGUGAAGAAGGUUUAGGUUUAGAUUGAGAGGCCGAAGUCUCUUUAAAUACAAAACUCACAAAAAAACAAAAAAGGACAUUACAUGAUCGAGUAUCCUUAAAUCAUGCCAUAAAAUUCUAUAUCUAUAUCCAGGCUGUGGGUUACUCACCUUGUCAAAGAACCUGCUAAGCUUCACUGCGUUGGAUGUGCCUGCAGCAAGGUAUCUUGGGUUGGUGCAGUCCUGGAAAACAAAACAGCACCUCAGCCAUCAAACCGGAAAAAUAAAUGUUGUUUCUCUGCUGCAAUCUUGAAACUGUGUGAAUAGAAUAAACUUGUGAAUGUA